Messenger RNA from Macroventuria anomochaeta, 462 nucleotides. RefSeq lists its product as uncharacterized. The record is from RefSeq and is a predicted model, not a curated record. The transcript has a single exon. Bases 1 to 462 code for a protein of 153 amino acids. NCBI's taxonomy places the organism in Eukaryota, Fungi, Ascomycota, Dothideomycetes, Pleosporales, Didymellaceae.
AUGGGUUAUCCAGAAUGCCCCUCGCUAACCAAUACCUCAUCGACCCCUGCAUUAGCAUCUAUCAAGGCCUUCGACCCUGUCUUCUCGUUCGCAACCAGCUCCACGUCUGUUUUGGAGACACCAAAGUUGUCCGAGCUCCCAGCGUAUGCGGUGAAGUUUGUCGAACCAGUGAACGCCAAGGACUUGUCGGUCACCUCACAGACUUCAGCUGGGAAUUUUAAUUCACAGACCGGCGCCGUCUCCAACUUAUCGAUGAACGAGACCUCUGUCGCUGAUUUGGAGGAUACGGAGGAAGCACAUAACAGCCAUUCCUCCGAGUCACUAUCUUCUUCUAUCAACACUGUCGAUGAUGUGGAGUUUCUUGCAACGUCCUACCCCAACAUCUACGCAGCUGCUCUUGAUCGAGCGACGGACACUCUCACUUCAAAGCUUUUCGCCUUUGUCGUGCAACCGCUGUUGUAG